This is a messenger RNA of Sinocyclocheilus grahami, 2724 nucleotides long. Its product is annotated as SAFB-like transcription modulator. The record is from RefSeq and is a predicted model, not a curated record. Gene Ontology annotation, cellular component: nucleus. Lineage: Eukaryota; Metazoa; Chordata; Actinopteri; Cypriniformes; Cyprinidae. The transcript has 15 exons. Gene Ontology annotation, molecular function: sequence-specific DNA binding. Bases 465 to 2315 code for a protein of 616 amino acids. Gene Ontology annotation, biological process: regulation of transcription by RNA polymerase II; regulation of mRNA processing.
CUGUGGAAAAGCAAGAGAAAGAAGCCUUAUUGGAGUUUUGGCCGAGUGCAAGCCUUGCCUAUGGGGAUUUUUUUGUUGUUGUUUUUUUUGGUUCUUUUUCUUUUUCUGUAAUGCACCAAACAUUUGUAUAACCUUUGUUGUUUGUUUGGAGAUGUACCUCGAUGCCCCACAGUCGUCUUCUCUCGUGCUCUGGUCCUCAUUAAAGUAUUUCUCUCUCCUUGUCGCUCUCAUAAUGUUCACAUUUUAGCUCUUCAAAAGACAGAGAUGGAAAGACUACAAAAGAUGAAAAAGGAAGUGGCAGCAGCAGUACCAGCUUUUCUCGCAAUCUGUGGGUGAGCGGCCUGUCGUCCAACACCAAAGCAGCUGAUCUCAAGAACCUCUUUGGCAAAUAUGGAAAGGUUUUUAGUGCCAAAGUGGUCACCAAUGCUCGUAGCCCAGGAGCCAAGUGUUAUGGAUUAGUUACCAUGUCAUCCAGCGCAGAAGUGGCCAGGUGCAUCUCUCACCUGGACCGCACAGAACUCCAUGGACAACAGAUAUCUGUGGACAGGGUGAAAACUGACCCAUUUAAAAAGGACUUCUCAAAGAAAGAGGGAGAAGAGAAGACAAGUUCCAGUAAAAUUUCUGGAGAAAAGCGCACUCCAACUGGAGCAAAAACUUCCAGCAAGACACCAGUUUUAUCUAAGAAGGAAGAGAAAAAAUCAGACAAAUCAUCUGAGAAGGACAGCAAAGACGUCAAAAAACAGGACUCCAAAACCAACAAAUCUGAUGCACCUUCUUCCAAUUCAGGAGCCGACGCAGCAAAGAAAGAUGACAAGAAGCAUGGACGAAAGAGUCCAGGCAAUAUGAUGGUGAUCAACCAAGCUAAAGGAGAGCAAAACUUCAAUAAAUUUCGUCCUCCUUUCAGAAGGGGCGGGAGGUUUGAGAAGCCUGGUCCUCCCAACAUGAUGAACAGACGUCCCAGAGGGUUCAUACCACCUGAGGAGAUGGAGAAAGGCCGUCCCAUGCUUAACAAAGGUGGCAACAAAGACAUCCUGCCGUUUGAGAAGAUGAAGGAACAGAGGAUGCGUGAGCGCAUGGUCAGGAUGGAACACAUUCGCAGGGCUAUGGAACUGCGCAGACGGCGCGAGGUAGCAGAGCGAGAACGCCGGGAGAGGGAACGAAUCCGUAUUAUGCGUGAGCGUGAGGAAAGAGAGAACCUGAUGAGAGAGCGGCAAAGGCUGGAGGUGGAAAGGCAGAAACUCGAACGUGAGCGCAUGGAGAGAGAGAGACUGGAACGGGAGCGGAUCCGUAUAGAGCAGGAGCGACGUAAGGAAGCGGAGCGUUUAGCUCGUGAACGCGAGGAGCUAAGACGGCAGCAGGAGCAGUUGCGCUACGAGCAGGAGAAACGAAACAACUUAAAGAGGGGACGCGACGUUGACCAAAGGAGGGAAGACCCAUACUGGAAUAGUGGUAAAAAGAUGCAGACUGAGCCAGAGGGACGGAUCAGUCAAGGCGGAGAUUACAACAAUCGACAACAGAACCGCUUCAAUGAUUUCAACCCUAGAGACCGGAACCGAUACCAGCAGACAUCAGCUGUGCAAUCCAACAACUUUGAUAGACGCAAUCGCUUCGAUGGUGAACCUGAAUCAAAGAAGAAUCGACCUGCUCCCCGCCGUGAAGGUUCAGGGUUUGAGCGCUAUCCUAAAAACUUUGAAACCGUGCGGAGAGCAGAACCACCACCUCCACCUCGUGCAGAGCUGCGCGAUAGCGAUCGCCGAGAAAUCCGCGACCGUGAUGAGCGCAGACAGGUGUCCAUGCCUGAUCGACCAGCUGGUGGCAGAGCGCCGCCCCCCGCCAGUGCCCACUCCCGUACCCCCAGAGACGGCAGUCAUGCUGGCUGGAAGACUGAUGGGGGAAUGAAUACAAAACAGGGAGAUGUCAGGGCAGCGCGGAUGCAUCCAGAACGUCCUGGCAGAGAGGGUCCCAGACCUGCCAUGAGGGGGGUGUCCACAGCCAGCCGUGGCAGAGCCAGCUUCAACAGCCGAGAUGGUGGCAGACCUGUGGUCAUGGGAGACCAGCAGCACUUCAGCAGUGGCAGACAGGUGGUGGUGGAGCGGCAUGGACGCGAUCAGGGCCCCAGGAAAGACUGGCACGGGGCAGCAGGCUCACAAAGCGGAGGAUUCACAGAUAACCACCGAAUGGGGGACAGUCGACCUGGCAUGAUGGCACCACACUCCAGUCAUUCCUCUUCUGGUAUGAACAGAAUUGUGCAGAUCACUAAUGUUCCCAUGGCCGGCGGCAGCGGAGGAUUCAAGCCCUUCAAAGGAAGGUUCUAGCAUCUGACUCGCUGCAGUGGAAAACAUUUUUUUUUUUAAUUAAAUGUUUUUAAUUGGCUGAAUUUAUAGCCAUUAGAUUAUUGUAAAGAUUAAAUUUGGUUGAUUUUUGUUGUCUUUAUAAAAGGCUUUACAUGUAGGUUUUAGUUUCCUGAACUGUUCUCUGGUGACCUGUAAACAACCUUUGUGCACAUACAUGUUCUCUUGGCAUUCUAUAGGUGCAACUGUACAGCUUAUUUCUUAACCAGUGUUUGUUUAGAUAACCUUAACUUCAUGUUUCAGAUACUCUCAUAUGCUUUGGGCAGACUACUGCGUGUAGCACUGGACACAUCUGUAAUUCCGUUAACAUUUCAGUAUGUGGCUUUUUUUGAUGAUUCUACAACUUGAUAUUAAAUUGUGGAUUAUGACCAUC